AUGGAUGAUCUUUAUUAAACAGAAAUUAGAAAGAGAUAUAAUUCUUCAAUGACAUAUUAGUAAUAUUUAGAUACUCAUGAUUAACCACCUCCUACACCUACAUUAAAGUAUAAUUUAUAUUUUCAUUAGGGCUAAAUAAUCACCUUAAAUAGUUGAACCUCUUACCCUUGAACCUCAUAAAGGACCAAAAAUUCAUUAGCAAAAAUUAGCAAUUUAUACACCUGAUGAUGUAAUAUUUGAAGAAUCAGAAACUGAUGAAAAGCAACGAUCAAAUUAAAUUCCAAAAAUCCCAUGUUAAAAAGCCUUAAUUGAACAUGUAUUAUAAUAAUAUAGUUAUAGAAUAUAAGAAUACGUAGUCAAAGCGAAAAUUUAGGUUUUUCUGUAUUUAGAUUCCUGUAAUAAAAGAAAAAAGUAUGA
This is a messenger RNA of Paramecium pentaurelia, 417 nucleotides long. The record is from the annotation of a GenBank genome assembly. NCBI's taxonomy places the organism in Eukaryota, Ciliophora, Oligohymenophorea, Peniculida, Parameciidae.